AUGGGGAGGGGCGUCGUGGCGGCGAGGGCGGCGGUGUUGGCGCUGGUGGUGGCUGGCUGCUGCGCGCCCUUCGCACGGGCUGUGCCCGUGGUGGACCCCGACAUGGGCGUGGUGGCGGAGCUGGCGGCGGUAUGGAACAGCACUGCGGCGUGCAAGACGUGGAUCCGCGGCAGGGACUGCGACACCUUCACAGGCCUGCGCUGCAACGCACAGGGGCACGCCGUUGCCAUUGACGUGCAGGGCGUGAGCACCAUACCCGAGCGCAUUGUGCAGCUCGAACACAUGACGUCGCUGAGCAUCACACAGAGCCGGUUGGGCGGCAACUUUCCCCCCGCCAUCCUCUCCAUGCCCUCCCUCAAGCACCUGAAACUGUCAGCGUGCUUCCUGCAUGGGCCAUUGUGGUGGCACUUCAACCAGACCAAUUCAAGUGCGCUGGAAACCAUCAACCUGAGUACCAACAUGUUCUUCGGCCCCAUUCCAGAUGCCAUUUCCCGAAUCACCUCGCUCAGGCACCUCGAUCUGAGCUACAACAUGCUGUCAGGGAGGGUGCCAGCCGCAAUGGGCACCCUCAAGGACCUCACUUCUCUAGACGUAUACAUGAAUUACCUCGAAGAACUCCCCUCUACCCUCACCGCCAUCACUGCCCUCAAGCACCUAUCAAUGGGGGCAAAUGAAUGGAAGCAGCCCGUUCCUGCGUUUCUGGGCGACCUCAGCAAUCUUGAAGUGCUGAUGCUGGACUACACGCACAUGACUGGCUCCCUACCGUCGGAGUUGUCACGGCUGAAGAAGCUCACCGACUGGCACAUGACGUAUUCAUGGUGGGCCGGGCAGCUGCCAGAGUGGAUAGGCAGCAUGACAAGCUUGACAGUCCUGAACUUUCACCGCAGCUACAUCAACAGCACCAUCCCAACAGCCAUCGGCAACCUCAGCAACCUCGCCCACCUGCGUCUUGGUCUAAAUAUGCUCGUUGGGACCAUCCCCAGAUCAUUCGGGAGCCUAACUAACCUGAAAAGCUUGGACUUGCAGAGAAACCAACUGAGUUUCAGCAUCCCCGCCUCCUUUUCUCGACUCAGCCGCCUCUCUUCUCUGGACCUCAGUUACAAUGGGCUUUCGAGGCCCAUCCCCUCUGCACUCGGGCGCCUCACCAACCUGGGCAAACUGAAUGUGAAGCGCAACAGGCUGGCAGGAAAGAUCCCUACCUCCUUGGGCAGGCUCACCCGGCUCACUUUCCUGGAUUUGUCUGACAACCGCCUUGGAAGGACCAUUCCUGAUGCACUCAGUGCUCUCAGCAAUCUUCAUUACCUGGAUCUAUCUCACAACCGCCUUAUAGGGACAAUACCUGCUGCACUUAGCGCACUCAGUGGUCUUGGCUUCCUCGAUGUAAGCAAUAACGAGCUGGUGGGGAGGGUGCCGUCGCUGCGCCUCAUGAAGUCUCUGUGGCACGUCGGUGCGGACCACAACUUCCUCACAGGCAUUGCAGGCACCUCCCUUGCUGACAUCCACCUGCUGUGCAAUGACAAGUUCCGCCUCUCUCUGGGAUCCAACUGCAUGGGCAACAGCACGGUCCUGUGUGGCCGCGCCCAGAUACAGAGGAGCAAAUAUGAGUGCGAGUCCCUCUGCUGGAGCUAUGAUGACACCCCUUAUUGCAGCGGCCAUGGUUUUUGCUACACAGAUUAUGAGAAGAUUGGUUGGCAGUGUGCGUGCUAUGAAGGGUACACGGAAGGCACGGCUGCUGGCACAUGCAUUCCUGAAAGCUCGACAUGA
Molecule: messenger RNA, 1764 nt
Organism: Closterium sp. Naga37s-1
Lineage: Eukaryota; Viridiplantae; Streptophyta; Zygnematophyceae; Desmidiales; Closteriaceae
Source: the annotation of a GenBank genome assembly